AUGCUAAAACACCUAGUCAAAAAAGCUAGCAUGACAUCCCCCUGGUCCGCCACCAAAGUCAGAAGUACCUUUUUGGACUUCUUCACCCAGCAAAACCUGCACACGCACGUGCCGCUGUCCUCCGUGGUCCCCCACAACGACCCGACCCUUUUGUUCGCCAAUGCGGGAAUGAACCAGUACAAGCCCAUUUUCUUGGGCACGGUCGAGCCCGGCUCGGACUUUGCCGCGCUCAAAAGAGCCGCCAACUCCCAGAAGUGUAUUCGUGCCGGAGGUAAGCACAACGACUUGGACGACGUAGGAAAGGAUUCUUAUCACCAUACUUUCUUCGAGAUGUUGGGCAAUUGGUCUUUUGGCGACUACUUCAAGAAGGAGGCCAUUGGCUACUCGUGGGAGUUGUUGACGGGCGUUUACGGCUUGCCAAAAGACCGUUUGUACGUGACGUACUUCGAGGGAGAUGCAGCACAGGGCUUGGAGCCCGAUUUGGAGGCCAAGCAGUUCUGGCUCGACGUAGGCGUGGCCGAGGACCACAUCUUGCCUGGUAACGCGCAGGACAACUUCUGGGAGAUGGGAGACCAGGGUCCUUGUGGCCCCUGUUCCGAGGUGCACUUUGACAGAAUCGGUGGCCGUAACGCUGCCAGCUUGGUCAACAUGGACGAUCCAAACGUGUUGGAGAUCUGGAACAUUGUGUUCAUUCAGUACAACCGUGAGGCCGACUCGUCCUUGCGCUCUUUGCCCAGCAAGCACAUCGACACCGGUAUGGGUUUCGAGCGUUUGGUGUCCAUCUUGCAAGACAAGCUGUCCAACUACGACACCGAUGUGUUCACUCCUAUCUUCGAGAAGAUCCGCGAGAUCACUGGCGUUCGUCCAUACACCGGUAAGUUCGCCGAUGAGGACAAGGACGGUAUUGAUACCGCCUACAGAGUCAUCGCCGACCACGUUAGAACUUUGACUUUUGCCAUUUCUGAUGGUGGUGUGCCAAACAACGAAGGUAGAGGUUACGUCUUGCGUCGUAUUUUGCGUCGUGGUGCCAGAUACGUUAGAAAGUACAUGAACUACCCAAUUGGCUCCUUCUUCCUGCAGUUGGUGGACGUUGUCAUUGAACAGAACGCAGCCAUCUUCCCUGAGAUUGCCAAAAACUCCGCUGAAUUGAAGGAAAUCUUGAUUGAGGAGGAGGUUUCUUUCGCCAAGACAUUGGACCGUGGUGAGAAGUUGUUCGAGCAGUACGCCAUCAUUGCUUCCAAAACCCCCCAACAGACUUUGGCUGGUAAGGACGUUUGGCGUUUGUAUGACACCUACGGUUUCCCUGUUGACCUUACCCGUCUUAUGGCUGAAGAGGCUGGCUUGAAAAUCGACGAUGAGGCCUUUGAGCGUGCCCGUGAAGAGAGUAGAGAGGCUUCCAAGGCUUCCGGUGCCAAGGGUGGUGAGACUUUGAUCAAGCUUGACGUCCACGCCUUGUCUGAGCUCGAGCAGCGCUCUGUUGCCGCCACCGACGACUCUUUCAAGUACGGCUUGGAGAACACCAAGUCCAAGAUUGUCGCUUUGUACGAUGGCUCUUCUUUCGUCGACAGCAUCUCUGAGACUGGCAAGCCAUUCGGUAUUCUUUUGGACAAGACUCCAUUCUACGCCGAGCAAGGUGGUCAAGAAUAUGACACUGGUAGCUUGGUCAUCGACGGUGUUGCUGACUUCGCCGUCACCAACGUUCAGCAAUAUGCUGGUCACGUUUUGCAUACCGGAACUUUGGCUGACGGUACCCUCUCUGUUGGUGACGAUGUCAUUGCCACCUACGAUGAGUUGCGUCGUUGGCCUAUCCGUAACAACCACACUGGUACCCACGUUUUGAACUUGGCCUUGCGUGAUGUUUUGGGAGAUGCUGUGGACCAAAAGGGUUCCUUGGUUGCCCCUGAGAAGUUGCGUUUUGACUUCUCUCACAAGCAAGCCUUGACCCCAGCUGAGCUUGAGAAGGUCGAGGAGAUCUGUAAUAAUGAGAUUCGUGCUAACAAGCAGGUCUUCUCCAAGGAUGUUUCCUUGACCUUGGCCAAGGAGAUUUGCGGUGUAAGAGCUGUUUUCGGUGAAACUUACCCAGACCCAGUCAGAGUUGUCUCCAUCGGUGUCUCUGUUGAUGACCUUUUGGCUGACCCAUCUAACAAGGCAUGGCACGAUCUUUCCAUCGAAUUCUGCGGUGGUACCCAUGUUGCUAAGACCUCUGACAUCAAAGACUUGGUCAUCAUUGAGGAAUCUGGUAUUGCCAAGGGUAUUCGUAGAAUUGUCUGUGUCAGUGGUCGUGAGGCCCACGCUGUUCAAGCCUUGGCCCGUGAAUACGACGAACAAUUGACUGCCGCCGAGAAGUUGCCAUUUGGCCCAGAGAAGGAGCAAAAGACCAAGGAUUUAGGUGUUGGCUUGAAGAAGUUGACCAUCUCUGUCUUGGCCAAGGCUAAGUUGAACGACAAAUUCAACAAGUUGGACAAGACCAUCAAAGACCACUUGAAGGCCAUCCAAAAGGAGGAGCUGAAGAAGACUCUUGAUGUUGUCAAGGAAUGGUUGGGUGACGCUGAGAAGUCUAAGCAAGCAUUCCUUGUUGCUCACGUUCCAAUCGGUGCCAACGCCAAGGCUAUCACCGAGGCCAUUAACUUGGUCAAGAAGCAAGACAAGAACAAGUCUCUUUACUUGAUCACCGGUUCUACUGAUAAGGUCGCACAUGGAUGUUACAUUUCUGAUGAGGCUAUCGGUAAGGGUGUUGAGGCACCUGCAUUGGCUGCUUCUGUCAGCACCCACAUUGGUGGUAAAGCUGGUGGUAAGGGCAAUGUCGUUCAAGGUAUGGGAGACCGUGUCGAGGGUAUUGCUGCUGCUGUUGAGGAGGUGACCAAGUUGUUGGCUGAGAAGUUGUAA
Messenger RNA from Australozyma saopauloensis, 2886 nucleotides. It is a transcript of the gene ALA1, whose product is annotated as alanine--tRNA ligase. The coding region runs from base 1 to 2886 and encodes 961 amino acids. NCBI's taxonomy places the organism in Eukaryota, Fungi, Ascomycota, Pichiomycetes, Serinales, Metschnikowiaceae. The record is from RefSeq and is a predicted model, not a curated record. Gene Ontology annotation, molecular function: ATP binding; alanine-tRNA ligase activity; aminoacyl-tRNA deacylase activity. Gene Ontology annotation, biological process: alanyl-tRNA aminoacylation. The transcript has a single exon. Gene Ontology annotation, cellular component: mitochondrion; cytoplasm.